Molecule: messenger RNA, 5022 nt
Organism: Haliotis rufescens (red abalone)
Lineage: Eukaryota; Metazoa; Mollusca; Gastropoda; Lepetellida; Haliotidae
Product: methylcrotonoyl-CoA carboxylase beta chain, mitochondrial-like
Exons: 17
Coding region: 65-1762 (565 amino acids)
Biological process (GO): L-leucine catabolic process
Cellular component (GO): mitochondrion; methylcrotonoyl-CoA carboxylase complex
Molecular function (GO): methylcrotonoyl-CoA carboxylase activity
Source: RefSeq, a predicted model, not a curated record
AAUGCAAGGGGAGUAACUCUAGAUAUUUUCCGCAAAGAGCAAAGGCUGUGCGGAAUAGGCAAAUAUGUUCAGAAAGUCGGUAAACUCUUUAGCACCUCUGAUUCGCGCACGAUGUUGGCAUGUCAUUCGACGAAAAUACCAUUUGGAUGAAGUUGCUCCGAUAGGCUCUUCGCCGGACUUUAGUUCACCAGAAUAUCAGGAGAAUUAUGUUCGAAUGAAAGCUCUUGUGGAUGAGUUGAAACAGAAUGUUGGAAGGAUUUGUGAAGGCGGCGGGGUAAAGGCCAGAGACCGACACACCUCUCGGGGUAAGAUGCUGCCCAGAGACAGAAUCAACACCUUGUUAGACCCAGAGUCGCCAUUCCUUGAGUUGAGUCAAUUGGCUGGUUACAAUUUGUACAAGGGAGAAGACGUCCCUGCUGGGGGGAUAAUCACUGGAAUCGGGCGAGUGUCGGGUGUGGAGUGUAUGAUCGUCACCAACGACCCCACAGUCAAGGGAGGAGCCUACUAUCCUGUCACAGUGAAAAAACAUCUGAGAGCCCAGGAGAUAGCUCAGCAAAAUAACCUGCCAUGUAUUUAUCUAGUUGAUUCUGGUGGGGCCAAUCUACCUCGACAAGAUGAAGUGUUCCCAGACAGGGACCACUUUGGUCGGAUAUUUUUUAAUCAAGCCAAUAUGUCCGCACAAGGAAUUCCGCAGGUGGCUGUUGUUCUCGGCAGCUGUACUGCAGGUGGGGCCUAUGUCCCAGCCAUGUCAGACGAGAGUAUCAUUGUCCGGAAACAGGGAACAAUUUUCUUGGCCGGGCCACCACUGGUGAAGGCUGCAACAGGGGAGGAAGUGUCAGCAGAAGACCUGGGUGGGGCUGACUUGCAUUGUGGGAAGUCUGGAGUGACAGACUACUAUGCACAGGACGACCAGCAUGCACUGCACUUGGCCAGGAGGGUCAUUAGAAACAUUAACUAUGACAAAUCUCCAGGGGUAACUAUUGAGACCCCUGAAGACCCACUGUACCCAUCCGAUGAGCUGUAUGGGAUUGUGGGAGACAACCUAAAGAAAACCUUCGACAUCAGGCAGGUUAUAGCGAGGCUAGUGGAUGGUAGUCGGUUUGAUGAGUUUAAGGCGAUGUAUGGUGACACGUUGAUAACUGGUUUUGCCAGACUCUGGGGUUAUCCUGUGGGUAUUAUUGGAAACAAUGGUGUCUUAUUCUCCGAUUCUGCUCUUAAGGCAACUCAUUUUAUUGAAUUGUGCAGCAAACGAGGAAUCCCUUUAAUAUUCCUGCAAAAUAUUACAGGUUUCAUGGUGGGGAGUGAGGCAGAGGCAGGUGGGAUAGCAAAGAAUGGCGCCAAGAUGGUGACUGCUGUGGCAUGUGCUAAAGUGCCCAAGUUGACUGUCAUCAUUGGGGGGUCCUAUGGUGCAGGCAACUACGGCAUGUGUGGUCGAGCUUACAGUCCACGUUUUCUGUACAUGUGGCCGAACUCCCGUAUCUGCGUGAUGGGGGGUGAACAGGCUGCCAACGUUCUUGCUCAGAUUACACGGGAACAACGAUCUCGUGAAGGGAAGACGUGGACAGAGGAGGAGGAGAAGGCACUGAAGGACCCUGUAUUAAAGAAAUACGAGAAGGAAGGCAGUCCUUACUACGCUAGUGCUAGGUUAUGGGAUGAUGGUGUGAUUGAUCCUGCGGAUACUCGGACGGUGCUGGGACUGAGUCUUAGUGCGGCACUCAAUGCUCCCCGACAGGAAACCACUUUCGGUGUCUUCCGAAUGUAAUCAAUGAACUUUGGUUGUGUGUGUAUGUGUACAGUGUUAGUGAUGAACUGAACUACCACAAUAUGAGAUAUGCUGAUUUUAAACAGGGAUCGAUUCCAUGUGAAUGCUCCAUUUGGUAUUUGGUCCAGUGGUCUCAGGUGCAGUAGCUCGCUGUGCAGAGUUGUGUCCCUUGGUCUUGUUUUUAGUAGUGAAUGUCAGCAACACAUUACAGUGGCCUCUAGAACUGAGUAUCGCCUGGCAUCUUGCGAUAUGAUUCGUAUCACGAUACGGACUGACAAUACACAUCAAAUAGUAAGAAGUGAUGAAAUUACAGAAAUACAGCUCUAAAACCUAUUUCUUCGUACAUAUAUUUAAUGUUUUCUCAUAAAACUUUAACAAAGAAAACCACAAGGACAAAAACAGUUAUAAAUGAAGGGAUGGUCAUUAAAUGUAACAGUCGGCGCGUCCUCAGGUACAACAUCCUUGUGUUCUGCUAUGCUUACAGGUGCGCUAAGCCACUUCUGCCAUUAUGGGAGGUGACUCUAAUAGUUCCUCUUCUAUUUAUAGCAUAUUGUGAUCUCACAAACUGACGAUGCAAGUACUGUGUGUACCUAGGUAUUGAUGAUAUCGUAGGUAUCGGUGAAUCCUUACAGCCCUUGUGGCCUCUUCCAUCUCUCAUUAAGCUUUCUGAAGAUUUUAAAGGCUUGUACAGGGGGGUCGUCUUAUACAUGGGGUCGCUUUAUAGACGGCGAUAUACGGUAGGCAUGCAAACUGAAGAGGCUACUUUGGGUACUUAUACACAGUGUUGUUACACCAUUGGGUUUUUGACGUCUUUCAUGUACAAUUGUACGCAAGCAACUCAAAAUUAACUGGGUAAUGGUGAAUUAUGUUACACUUUACACAAAUUCACAGCUUAUCUGAACCUCGGGGGCUCCGUCUCUUGUCUUAGGUCAGUUGUGUUUAAUGUAAGAUGUGAACUGUGUAGAGAGACACAAUACCGUAUUCGACUUAAUAAGCGCCCAGGGUGCUCGCAAAAUUAGAAAUAGGGGGCUCUUAUUAGAAUUUAAUUUUGGUGAGAGAAAAAACAGAGUUGAAAGAUUGUAAAUUUCCCGGUUUAUGCUGACAGCCUGAAAUGAUACAAAAGAAAAGUCUGUGCGUAUUAUACACGACAGAUAUAUUUUCCAGAACUUAACUGCCCAUCAUUAAGGGUGAAUAUAACACACGAGUGCGUAUUAUACACGAAUAAAUAAGUGUACAUUGACCAAUCGGAAGGGGUGCUUAUUGGGAUUGUUCACUAGCCAAUAUAUUAGCAAAUAUCACCAUGGGCACUUAUUACGUCGAAUAUGGUAUUUGUUUCAUACAAUAUUGUAAAAAAGCAGGCCAUGUCUACAGGAUUUGUGUCAGUGGUCCACAUGGUCGACAAGGAGUGCAAACAUCGAUCAUGCAUCAUGUUUAAUAAGUCAGUAGAUAGUCUUUAUACCUAUUUGAUUGUAAUCAUGCUACUUGAGAUUGUCUCUGCCUAGAAGUGACUUGUUUACUAACAUGGGGUAUCUUAUGACUCAAGUGGUUCGGCUGUGUGAGUAACAGUAACACACAACAGACAGCAGGAUACAGCAUUUAAUGUCAGAGGAGGAGUAAAUAAAUUCCCAGGCUGCUUAUUUUUUAUGGCAAUAAUAAGUGUUGAUUAGAGCCACAAGGUCCUCUAAGAAUGACAUUACUACUGUAUGAACUGUUGUGUGAGGUCAUAACAGUAUUAUUGUGUCGCUGGAAUGUCACUCUACAGACACAUUUAAGGACAUAAAUGUACAUAAAUAAAAUGCUAACAUAUGGAAAUUGUAAUGUUUUCUUAAAAUAUUUAUCCAUAUGGGAUUAAUAACGUUUUACAAGGUUGAUUUUAGUAAGCGAUUUACCUACAGGUAUAAUAUACAGUGUUGCCUCAGGGAAAACAAUUUGCAUUUAAAGCAAAAUAAUGCAACCCAUGAUAUUUUUACAUUCAAAUAAUACAAUAAAACUAUAUACUUGUAUUUGAAGAGUUAAAUGCCCAUUUAGGACAAGUGAUUGAUACUGGAUGAUCAGAAUGAUUAUUGAUCUGUCAUGUCUAAGAGAUUUGACAACAAAAUAUUUUCUAAUGUAAUUUCUAUGAAAGUAACUCUUUGACAAUCACAAAAGUUUUAAUAAAUUGCUGUCUUAAUAAAGUGAACAUGAGGACUAUCAACAGAAAAUUCAAUGCAGUUUCCAGCACUUCAGACCAUGGUAGUUCCUUAACAUACUGUAGGCCAGUGAAUUGAUCACAUUACAGGAGCAGGACCUACUUGAAUGGCAGCCUAAUCGUGGCAGCAACAGAAUUCAGUCUGACCCAACAAUAAUAAACAAUGUGUUACUGUGAAUGCAAUGAGACUGGAAUUGAAAUCAAAGAGGCUUAGCGGGUAACAUGACAUGCACAAUACUUUCUAAUGAGAAUUUAAACGAUUUAGCAUUAUUUUGCAUGUGUCUUGUGACAAGUAUUUAUUUCUCAUGAUAGUUUCUCCCCCAACCUUAUGGUGAGGUAGCCUAGUGGUCAAAGCGUUCGCCGGUCACACCUAAGGCAAAAGGUUUGAUUCCCAGAUGGAUAUGCAUGGAGCCCAUUUCUUGUGUCUGCCGCCGUGAUAUUGCUGGAAUAUUGCUAAGAGCAGCGUAAAACCACACUCACUCACGUUUAGUUUCAUCUGCCAGAUGGAGUAUGUGUUGUACAUGUUGUGACACAUUACUUGAUCACUUGCUUGGUUUUGCUGCUCGACUGCCAAAUUUGCUGAUACAGUAUAAAGCACUAUUCACUCUCACUAAUAGAGUUGUCAGGCAGAGCAUUGAAAGUAACAAAGCCUGUGGUAAAAGUAGAGUUGGUCUCCAGCAACCUAGCUUAUCAUAAAAAGCAACUUAAUCAGGUGGUCAGAUGAGUGUGUUGUCCUAGUAACCUGAUGGCUUCUGAAGCUGCUGAUAAUAAUACUGGUUUGUCUGGUCCAGCCUUCAUUAUUUACAGGCCACCAUCCUGUAGUUGUAAUAUUGCUGAAUGCCUUGUUUAAAGACUCAGGAGUUAUUUGCUGUUAUCAUGCUUGGUGGUUGUAAGUUUCCCUAUGUACCUACUGUGUGUGAGAGUGCCAUGUAAACUGACCUGUAUGAAGUGUGUCAGCUUGUGUAUAACAUGGAUAACGGUGUGCUGUUGGGUAUACAGUUUGGAGGUGUAUGUCAGUUGUGUAUGUCACAGAUCAAAGCCAAGGAAUAAAUAAACAAAUAGGUUUCUCUAA